Eupeodes corollae is the source of this 3032-nucleotide messenger RNA. RefSeq lists its product as uncharacterized. NCBI's taxonomy places the organism in Eukaryota, Metazoa, Arthropoda, Insecta, Diptera, Syrphidae. Gene Ontology annotation, cellular component: membrane. The coding region runs from base 908 to 2662 and encodes 584 amino acids. The record is from RefSeq and is a predicted model, not a curated record. The transcript is spliced from 6 exons.
UACUCGAAGCCACCAUCAGACUAACAACAACUCAUUUAGAAAAUAAAGAAACUAAUUUUUUUCUACUGGCUUUGCGGAUUUGUGUAAGAUUUUCGGAUUCGGAUUUUGCGAAAUCGUGGUUCGAAUAGAUCUUUGUUUUUGUUUUCCCAAACGAGUAUAUGAAAAACGAUAUGUCUUCGAGAAAAAUCCGCUAAGGUUCUUUUCAAUCUUUCAGUCAAUGUGCUCAUUUGUCGUCAUUUUGUCAUCGGUGCUUGUGCGGCUUUUAACUGAAAAGUAAAAAAAGAAUUAAUUGUUUAGCAUGCCAAAGAUAAUAUUGUGAAGAAGUUCGUUAAGAUCGUCAAAUAUCACAGCAUGGUGCCAGCAGUGUCACAGCUACUUAAAUUUUAAACUAAAGUAUUUUUCAACAUUCAAAAGGUGCUCACGGUUCAUUCUUUACUCGAAAGUGUGUCAAUCCUACUUCAUACAGAUACAAUAGCUCGAUAAGUAUCUUUGAAGCAAAAGUUGGAGAAAAGAGGUGCGCGGUUAUUGCAAUUCAGUACUUGAUCUUCGGCGACCAAGUAGUGUGUGAUCUUUCUGCAACUCGCUCUCAACUAGCUAAAGUGCAUAUCGCCUGCAGCAAAGUCUUAGUUUCAGUUUCCGCGCUAAAUUCAUAUACACUGGGAUUUCGUGCCGCGCUACCCACCGCCUUCAACAUCAUUCCAUGAAAAUGGAAAGUGAUUGCUAAAUUGUGGUGCAGUGCACUGUUGUAACGUUUUAUUUGUGGAGUUAUUAGUUCAUUUAACCGCAAAUUGCAAAAAGGUGCAGAAAAGUGCAGAAAAAUUGUAACAUUCAUUACUGAUCGUGACUCUUGGAUGCUGUCAGAGAGAACAUUCCACAAGUUGUAAGUCACCUUCAUUUUCUUUAUUCGAUGGAGGCCAACGAGCAUGUUAAUGCUAUUCACCGUCAAUCAGAAUCUCCGGCGUGUACCAUUGAUUCGCAUGACUCGACGGUGGGCAGUAUGGAGACAAUUGUGGAUCGCAAUGAGGAAUUGAUGCAAAUAACAAUGGAUACCAGUACGAAUACCACAAAUCUGGACAGGCAUAGUUUGACAAACUCCCAGAUAUCAAUGAUAACCAAGGACGAAAAGUCGACUGCUAUUUCACAAGAUGCCCAAAGUCAUAUUUAUUCGAGUCCAGUUUACAUGACUACCACAGAGAAGCCUAGCAAUGGCACUGGAGGACUUCCCCAAAUUGAGCUACCAAAAUUAAUAAGUCACGCUGAAUUUGAAAAACAACAGUUAAGUCGACCAAAAUCGGUUGAUUUGACAACAAAAAGUGAAACAGCAACGUUGGAAUCAAGAAUAAGCAAAAAACAAAGAUUUCCACCCGAGUUAAUAAAGAUCAAAGGGGACUCGACUAAAGACUUCAAGGUGGGUCCACAUCGUCAUCGACGAAGGAAUUCGUUUCCCAACCAAGUUAGUCUGGGAGUGGUGCAAUUGUUACUGAGUGUAGCACUUGUCGCCUUGGGUGCUUUGUUGGUUGUGCGUGGGGCGUCAUUGGCAACGUUAGGUUGUGGCGUAUGGACUGGUGGGAUAGCUGCUAUUACAGGUGCUUUAGGUGUGAUAAAUAUGCGAAAGGUGCAAACUGGAUUUUUGGCGCUGAGUUUGGUGUGUAUAGCAACGAGUACGCUGGCGUUGGCUAUAACAGGCGUUGGACUGACAAGGGAUAUUAGUAAAAUGGAAGAAAAGAUUAAUCAAACAAAAUUGAAUAAUGAAAAGAUUGCCGCCGCAUAUUGGUUGGUGCUUACGUUGGGCCUACAUUUUAUUGUGAGCGUGAUUUCUGUUUAUAAAUCAGCCUCAAGACUUUGUUCAAGAACCUCCUAUGAUGACUCUAUGUACGACAACGUUAAAAGUUCCGGCUUGCCUGUCGACAAUGAAACAAUAGAGGAGUAUAUCAAAGCAAUGUCCUUGUCGCCUGGAACAAAUAAUUUAAUCAAAAAGGAACAACUGGCUCCGCAACUCAUGUAUCCAACAAUGAAGCCAUCGGGUUCAUCCAAGGCUGCAACCCUGCCAUCGCGCUCAGUUAUCUUAAUUCCAGCAUCCCUGAGAAAUGCACUUCUGCCGCCCACACAACAGUCGAUGACACAGUUGAUGCGACCUCCACUUGGUUUGCCACCACCCUAUCCCAUGUUGUUGCCUCCAGGUGCGACACUACCUCCACCGCCGUUGCCACCAUUGGGCUACCGUUGUGGUAUGACACUGCCAUAUAAACGUCCAGGACGCUUCUAUGCAUCACAUCGUUCUCAAAUACCGUCGUCUGCUCGCCAACAACGCUACCAUCCGCACCCGCAUCCUCAUCUACAUCCUCAUCCGCAUCUGCUUCAACAUCCCCAGUCCGAGAUAAAUGGUCGUCAUUCCAAGUCAAAUCGCAGGACGUGCAACACCAACAGCGACAUCGACGACGCCAACCGAGGCCGACAUCAACAUCAACAUCAACGUCGUAAAUCAGACACCGAUGCGGACAAACGAAAAGCAUUCACCUACACUGGACUGGACAGGAAAAUAGCUGAUAGUUUCCUUGCUCGGCAGGAGCAAACUAACAGGAGUCAUAUUGAUUAUUCAUCAUCUGCGGAUGCGGAGUCCGGCCGGAAUGAAUGUCACAACGUUGACGACGUAGCUAUGUAGUGCCAUCAGGCACGUCCUCGUGCCUCUGCCUAGAACGUAUUUUAUGAUGUUGUGCUGUAUAGUGAUGAAGCUAUAAAAUAGGUGCUGCGAGAAUAUCCAAUCAAUGCAAAUGCGGUUUCAUAUUAAACGACCGACCGUUCGACCCAAGCGCUGCGCUAGCAUCCGUUUUGCAGGUGCUAUAUUAAAUUAUCCUUUCCGUUUCCGGACAGAGACUACCAAGCUCUUUUAUAUUAUAUAUGUAAAUAUCCAUUUUAUCUCUCUCCACAUGUGUAUUAUUCUUAUCUAAGCUUACGAAUUAUUAAUUAAUAUAUGUAGAUACAUUUUUAUGUCCAUAAUAAAUCUGUUCAUUCAUGUAAUAUUGUAUACAGUA